Messenger RNA from Zasmidium cellare ATCC 36951, 2532 nucleotides. RefSeq lists its product as uncharacterized. Lineage: Eukaryota; Fungi; Ascomycota; Dothideomycetes; Mycosphaerellales; Mycosphaerellaceae. The record is from RefSeq and is a predicted model, not a curated record. The transcript has a single exon. The coding region runs from base 1 to 2532 and encodes 843 amino acids.
AUGACCAUUUCGCAGACCACCUCACCGUACGGCACGCGCUCUCGCUCCGUACUGGACGGGUCGAUGGACGGUGUAGUGAGAAGCAGCCAGCGACAUAGUGAGCCACUGAGUGAACAGAGCGAUGUGUCACAUGUUGAAGAGGAAGAUUGCAUCCAAGUCGGAUCGGCGAGCCUACCUAAUGUUAUCAAGAACGCUGCCGAUCACCGCAUGCAAGCGCUCCAGGACUUGCGAGCGCUCUGGCACAGGAACGUGUUAGAGGGUGAUGGCGGAACUCAGUCUUCCCUUGAUGAGGAGCUCGCCAGCAGCACUGAUCCAGGAACGCUUGACGCUCUCUCGUCACAUAUCAAGACCGGAAUGGGCUCACACUGUCUCAACCAUGCCAAACAACUCGCUACAUCGCCUUACAACCUCAGCAUCUUCCGAUUGUUUGCCCUAUUCGGCCACGACGGGGUCAAGAGCAAAUGGUUUCUUCAAGCACUGCGCGACUACAUCCCCUACCAACCAGAUUUCGCCAUCGCCUUUACAACAUUCCACGAUCAAAAGAGAGAGCGGCAGGCGGGGAAGACGAAGCUACCUGGUGUGGAUCGGAAGGCCGAGUGGGUGCUUUCAGACAUUACUCAAGCGGCGAAGAAGAUGGGGUACAAGCUGCCUCAGCGUCGAGGAAGGCCGGCUAAGAACAAGCGGAAAGACGAUGUUUCCAGUCGACCAUCCAUGUCGAGUACUCAACAAGCAGGUGUGUCGUCAGCGACGGGUCCAUCACUGCCGCAGGACGGGGUUGCUUCAAACCAGCAGCUUGCACGUGACAGCGGAGAGAGCCAGGCGCAGGCAACCCCUGUCAACGACCCGCCCCAGAACUCGCACCCAGCCGCAUCGCUUCACUCGACAUCCUCCCCUCCAUCGAAAUCGUCACUUCAUGCGGCGGCUUCACUUCACCCGGCGACUUCACUUCACCCAAACCCAAAUCGCUCCUGCCUCACCUCACCCGAUCCGCCGGCAGCAAACAACUUUACCCCGCAAAACCUGCACCUCCCCGCUAGCAACAACAGACUUCCUGACACUAACAACACCGGCGACGAACAACGUGCGGGCACCCUGCCACCUCUGCACUCGGAUGACAGCAGCAGCGACAGCACCGGCAACACGGAAGAAAGCGACGGCGACAACGACACCGAUCAGCAGAUUCCCGAUCCCAGCCACCUCCUGUCCUUUUUCCGCAACAACACGCCGCCACCCAGCCGGCUCGAGACCAACGUCAGGCGGGCUCGCCACACCAAAAGCUCACCCGCGCAACAGCCGCACCCGGAUGCUCAGAUAGUCGGCAGCAUGAGGGACAAGCGCAAGUCCGUCUCGUCAAAGGGAACGCCGAGCAAACGGCAGCGCCGGCCAUCUUCCAUCGCUGCGACCCUUGAGAACUCAUGGCUUGAUGUGCUGCAACCUUCAUCCCUCGCCACCGGCAUAACUUGUCACGCUCUUCAAGAUGGGUACUGGUGGACAGACUCCUCGAUUGCCCCCGUUACGCCACCAGGUGAGACUGCCAAGCUGGUCAAGUUGGGCAACUUCAUCUCCGUUGGCACAUUCUCUGGCCCAGAACACUCGCCCGACGAAACGAAGAACCCUACCAAAUGCAAGAUGCGCGGAUUUGCUAGCCUGCAGAUCAGCAACAUGGCGAUUACAGUCUUUGGACUUGCUGAUGCCGACUGCGAUGUGGCUGAACAAACGAUGCAGGCGUUGAUCCAGCGGCCAGGCAUACAAGAGCUCUUUCAGGACAAGAACACGCACACCACCUCACGUUGCACUUUUCCCGCACCCAACACCACAGACCAGUCGCACCUCUUCAUUGCAGUCAUGAUGGGAUUGGCUAUGAAUGGCUGUCAGCCUACGUCGACCCCAUUCGUGGGCGCAUGGGAGUACUGCAUUCGAAUCUGUGUGGAUCUUUGCGCCAGCGAAAACCUCGAGCUUGAGACCGAAGAAGACAUCACCUCGCUGUUCGAUGAUCAAGACUUUGAAGAUCCCCCGCAGGUGGAACCACAAGACUUGGCCAACUCCACUUUCGAAGUCCUCCAGGCCGAUCUCCAACGACACAAAGAGCUCGUCAGAGGCCAAAUCGCACAUAUCACCCAGGUCGCUGAUCAAUUGCAGCAUAUUCGCAGUUUCCUUGUCACUGUUCGGAGUCGGAUCUCAGAUCAGUCGACGUACGUGACUCGGCUCAAGGCUGCCAUUUCCAGCAUCCGCGACGUGCAGAACCACGAUCCUUCUCAGCCAACGCCAGAUCUGGUCAUAACCUUCGAGUCGCGGCUUCGAGAUCUGGAGCUUACCGAGAGGAAGACUGCUAUUUUGGAGAAACUCGCCGGGCAAAUGAAGAGUGACUUGGUGGUCUGUUCGGAGAAGAAGCAACGCAUACGCGAGACGGCUAAGUCUUUGUUUCAAGCGAAAGCAGACCAGUACGAAAGCACUGCCAAGGCCAUGCGAGAUCGUGCUUCCUUGCUUGAGCAGGAAGCGAAUGGGAUGCGGGGAAUGGUCGACCUCGACUGA